AUGCGUCCUAUCUCACUAAUCACAGCUGUCAUUCUCCCUCUCGCCUUUGCGGCGCCUGUCCCUGAAAAAGACACUAGUCCUCAAGUUAUCCCCAUUCCCCCUCCCGCCGUAAUUCAGGCCCUCAUUGACGCUGGCCUUGGCCAAUUCGCCACUCCCACCGACAUAGCAUACAUCAAUAACGCUAUAGCCGCUGCGGAAGCUGCCGCCGCCGCCACGCAGAAAGCUGGUGGUUCUAGCAAGAGACAGGAUUUGGGAUUAGGAUCAACAACGGGUGCAUUAGAUCCCAUUCUUGGUAUACUCGGGAGUUUAGGGCUUGGGGGUUUGAAAGAACGAGAUGAGAUUGUGAAGAGACAGGAUUUGGGAUUAGGAGCAUUAACGAGUCCAUUAGAGCCCAUUCUUGGUAUACUCGGGAGCUUAGGGAUUGGGGGUUUGAAAGAACGAGAUCAAACUGUCAAGAGACAAAGUCUUCCUGUUCUUGGAAAUGUUGUUGGGAGUGUUCCGGGUAUUGCGACUGGGACGGGGAUCACGAAUGAUUUACCAAUUGUAGGACCCGUUGUGGGAGGACUUUUGCAGAAUCCGACUUCUGUUACUUCGGUAUUGGGAGGUGGACUCAAAGAAAAAGCCAAGAGACGACAAGAAGUCGCUGCUGCUAUGAAAGAAUAA
Messenger RNA from Botrytis deweyae, 663 nucleotides. RefSeq lists its product as uncharacterized. The transcript has 3 exons. NCBI's taxonomy places the organism in Eukaryota, Fungi, Ascomycota, Leotiomycetes, Helotiales, Sclerotiniaceae. Bases 1 to 663 code for a protein of 220 amino acids. The record is from RefSeq and is a predicted model, not a curated record.